AUGCCUCCCAAGAUAUCCAAUACCGAGAUUCUCACAGCCGGUGCGAAAGCCUAUGCUAAAAAGAGGAGAAAAAAGGAAAAGGUUGUCGAAUCGAUAGAGUUCGAUCCUGCAUCGCGAAAAGACUUUUUGACGGGAUUUCGGAAACGGAAGCAAGAGCGAAAAAGAAAAGCAAAGGAGAAAUAUGAUGAAAGGUUACGACAAGAAAAAAUCAAAGAUAGAGCAAUUUUACGAGCUGAACGAAGGAGGGAGGUCGAGGAGAAAAUGGCGGCUCUUCAGGCCAUGAUCAAAGGAGAACAUCCCAGUGAGGAUGAGGAGGAAAUAACACUCUUUGGAAAAGACGACGAUACACCAGAUGCCUCGGAAGAAAAGCAAAAGGAAUCGAACGUAACAGAAUUCAAGUCCAACACAGCAUUAACAACGGUUACUGUGAUCGAAGAGAUGGAUGAUUGGGGAAAAGACAUUUAA
Lichtheimia ornata is the source of this 465-nucleotide messenger RNA. RefSeq lists its product as uncharacterized. Gene Ontology annotation, molecular function: RNA binding. Bases 1 to 465 code for a protein of 154 amino acids. Lineage: Eukaryota; Fungi; Mucoromycota; Mucoromycetes; Mucorales; Lichtheimiaceae. Gene Ontology annotation, cellular component: nucleolus. The record is from RefSeq and is a predicted model, not a curated record. The transcript is spliced from 3 exons.